AUGGCGGGGCAAUUGCUCAGCGAUCCUGGAUCUUCACCUUGCCGGUCUUGUCAGCAGCAGGAGCAAAACAUAAAAACCCCCGAUAUAAUAUCCGAGCCAUGGAUGGUGGAGCUUCGCUCGUCUAAGGCCUUCGUUACCUGGGUUGUGGCCAUUGCGGUCUUCACGGACGUCUUUAUAUAUGGCAUGAUCAUACCUAUCCUGCCUGAUGUAUUGAAGACCAGAGUCUCCAUUCCAGAGGACGAAUCUUUUGGAGGGGCGCUCUUUGUCGGUUCUCCAUUCUUCGGCUACCUCGCCGACAAAACCUCCUCUCGCCAAGCACCCUUCAUGGUCGGCCUCCUGGCGCUAGCCGGGUCAACGGUGGUGUUCUGGUUCGCGCGCACAAUCGAAGCGCUGGUCAUUGCGCGCACGUUCCAGGGUCUCUCCUGUGCCGUCGUUUGGACGGUGGGCAUGGCACUCAUCGUGGAUACAAUGGGGAAAGACCAGGUACGGUUAUGGGACCCUUUAUUGGAGGAGUUGUAUAUUGCGCUGCGAUUGAUGAUGAUCGAGCCCAGAACCGCCAACAGAUGGGUUGACGACGCCCACGCCGAAUCGGAGUCCGAGUCAGGGACAGAAACAGAGAGACUCAUGUCCCCGGCCACAGCUACGCUUGCCUCUGCAUACGAAUCUAUCCCGAGAGUACAUGAACAACCACGCGAUUUCGAAUCUCAGAGCCGACAUUCGACCUCCAAGUCCGUCGCAGAGGGCUUAACACCGACAAGGAGCUCCAUGCCCGGCAUACUCCGCAUGAUGUGCUCGGUCACCCUCCUCAUCGUCCUGCAAGCAACCCUCGUCGAAGCAAUGGCCUGGGCCUCGUUCGACUCCGUUCUCCCCCUCUACGUCCGCUCUACAUUCUCCAUGACACCCCUCGGAAUAGGCCUAUGCUUUAUCCCCCUUUUCCUCCCCUCCUUCCUAUCCGCACUUAUCGGCACCGCCGUCGACAAGCAUGGAAGCCGUCCCAUCGCCAUUUUGGGCUUUGUUAUUGACGUGCCGGCAUUCUUCCUCCUCCGCCUCGUAUCAUCCAAUACCCUCCGUGAUCAAACCAUCCUCUAUUUCCUCCUCUUCUUCGCGGGCCUUGCUGCAGCGCUGAAGACCGUCUCGCUGAUGGUGGAAGUUACCCGAGCCAUUGAGACGAAGGAGCGGCUGUGCCCUGGGAUUUUUGGGGAGAAGGGAGGCACGGCGCAAGCGUAUGGGUUGUUCAAUGCUGCUUGGAGUGGGGGACAGGUUGCCGGGCCGCUUGUGGCUGGGUGGUUGGUUGAUUCCUGGGGAUGGGAUGUUAUGGUUAGCGUGUUUGGGGGAAUUAGUGCGGUUACAGCGGUGGGUUUGCUUGUCACAACGGCGACAACGAAGAGAGAGAAGAAGUAA
This is a messenger RNA of Aspergillus nidulans FGSC A4, 1401 nucleotides long. RefSeq names its product MFS transporter. Gene Ontology annotation, biological process: transmembrane transport; proton transmembrane transport. The coding region runs from base 1 to 1401 and encodes 466 amino acids. NCBI's taxonomy places the organism in Eukaryota, Fungi, Ascomycota, Eurotiomycetes, Eurotiales, Aspergillaceae. Gene Ontology annotation, molecular function: transmembrane transporter activity. The record is from RefSeq and is a predicted model, not a curated record. The transcript is spliced from 8 exons. Gene Ontology annotation, cellular component: membrane.